GCGAUAUCAACUGAGAGUUUCUCAUCCUUGGUCUAGAAGGGCACAGAGAGCCCGGCGACAGAGGCAUUUCGGGCUGGGAUCUUGACAUUCACCCCGUUAAAAUAUGUUGUCGAGACUAGUGCUUGUUUCAGGCCAGGCCCUGAAAAACAGCGGCUCUUUCGGUGCUUGCCUUGUACAGGCCCCCCGUUCCUUUCACCAGUCCUCCCAAAGCCUGGCACCAGUACCUCCUCUGCCUGAGAAAGGAGGCAAGGUCCGUCAUGGCAUCUUCCCUGAAGAACUUUUCACAUUGCUGUACCCAAAGACUGGUGUCACAGGUCCAUACAUGCUGGGUACCGGUCUGCUCCUGUACGUCCUCUCCAAGGAAAUCUACGUAAUCAAUCACGAGACCUUUGCCGCUGCAUGCAUUGGUGCAGUCAUCGUUUACGGAGUUAAGAAGUUUGGACCAGAUGUUGCCGCCUUUGCAGACAAAAUCAAUGAGGAGAAAGUGAUAAAAGCCCAGGAAGUGAAGGAUCUGGCCAUGACCAACCUGUCUCAGGCCAUUGAGGAUGAGAAGAAGGAGCAAUGGCGAGUAGAAGGAAGACAGAUGCUCUUCGAUGCCAAGCGGAAUAACGUGGCUAUGUUGCUGGAGACCAACUACAGGGAGCGUCUGCACAUGGUAACCAAUGAGGUGAAGAAGAGGUUGGACUUUCAGGUGGAGCUUCAGAAGCUGCACCGCCGCAUGGAGCAGGAGCACUUGGUCAACUGGGUCGAACAGAAUGUCGUUAAAAGCAUCACCCCACAGCAGGAGAAGGAAAGCAUUGCCAAGUGCAUCUCUGAUUUAAAGGUUCUGGCCAAGGCUACUCAGGCUCGAGCCACAGUAUAGGUCUCUACUAAUGUCCGUACUGAAGCCUCCUGUGUUCAUUAAAUUAAACCCCUGUCUGACAGUCUGGCAGUGGCGUCAAAAGUGUACAUACCCGUAAAAAAUAAAAGAUUUGGUUAUUCACUUA
Messenger RNA from Myxocyprinus asiaticus (Chinese sucker), 986 nucleotides. RefSeq names its product ATP synthase peripheral stalk-membrane subunit b (gene atp5pb). The record is from RefSeq and is a predicted model, not a curated record. The transcript has 7 exons. Lineage: Eukaryota; Metazoa; Chordata; Actinopteri; Cypriniformes; Catostomidae. Gene Ontology annotation, molecular function: proton transmembrane transporter activity. The coding region runs from base 104 to 862 and encodes 252 amino acids. Gene Ontology annotation, biological process: proton motive force-driven ATP synthesis.